Messenger RNA from Salvelinus namaycush (lake trout), 1149 nucleotides. RefSeq names its product immunity-related GTPase family, q2 (gene irgq2). The coding region runs from base 1 to 1149 and encodes 382 amino acids. The transcript has a single exon. Lineage: Eukaryota; Metazoa; Chordata; Actinopteri; Salmoniformes; Salmonidae. Gene Ontology annotation, molecular function: GTP binding. Gene Ontology annotation, cellular component: membrane. The record is from RefSeq and is a predicted model, not a curated record.
AUGGCGGCGGAUGUUGUUUCUCACAGCCUGAACCUCCUGGAGACUCUCAAAGAGUCUAUUGAGAACAACAAGCUGUCGGACGUCAAGGAUGCUGUGGAGGACCUCCUGAUCAGCCGGAUCAACCUGGCCGUGGCAGGAGAGCGGGGGCCAGAGAAGUCUGCAUUCAUCAACGCCCUCCGUGGCCUGGGGCCUGAGGAUGAAGGAGCCGCCCUAUCCCCCUGCCCCACUUCUCCAGAGGAGAUGGCCAUCUAUCCCAACCCCAAGCACCCUGACUUCAGGCUCUGGGACUUGCCACCCACCCCCGCAGCCACACCCUUUGACCUGGAAGGGUACAUGGAGCGGGUGAAGUUCCUGAGGUACAACGUGGUGGUCAUGGCGUUCACACAGAGUCUCCAGGCCAACAGCGUGGCGGUGUUCCUGGAAGCCCGCUCUGUGCAGAGGGACACUGUGUACUUCGCCUUGCUGGCCUCAGAGAAGGACACAGAAAAGGGUCUGGAGGAGAGACGGAAGGCCAGCCUGGAGUUGUUGAAGGCCCAGGGGGUGGCCCUGCCUAAGGUGUUCCUAGUGAGGCCCUCCUGUCUGGAGAAACUUGACUUCCCAGGACUCCUGGAGGAGAUGGAGAGGGACCUACCAGAGAUCCGGGCCCACGCUCUCCUCCUGGCCCUGCCCACUCUCUCCCCAGUCCUGGUCACCCAGAAGAGGGACGCCUUCAAGGCCUUGGUCUGGGCUGCCGCGUCACUCUCUGGUGGGGUGUCGGCCAUCCCUGUGCCCCUGGUGGCCUCCAUGGUGGACGCCAGAGUGGGUGUGAGGAUCCUCACCAAGGCCAGGGCCUCGCUCUGUCUGGACGACGAGUCUGUUGAGCGGUUGGCACGGCAACGCGGCAUGGAGCCGGCACGGCUCAAAGCCCUGCGGACGUGUAACCUGUCGGUUGAAGUCACUAAGGGGGAGGUAAAGCUUCGGCUGGCAGCGGCAGAGAAGGAGUUGACCACCAACACAACCCGGCUGGUGGAGAUGGCCAUGCCUAGGCACGCCCGCUCAGCCGGUCGUUCCUUCACUGUCAUGCUGCAGGCUCUCAAUGGGGCCAUCGAUGAGAUGGUGGUUGACACAGAGAAGAUACUGGCUGCUGCUGGUAUAGGAGAGGGGAAAUGA